Molecule: messenger RNA, 1374 nt
Organism: Brachypodium distachyon (stiff brome)
Lineage: Eukaryota; Viridiplantae; Streptophyta; Magnoliopsida; Poales; Poaceae
Product: nicotianamine synthase 8
Exons: 1
Coding region: 3-1133 (376 amino acids)
Biological process (GO): nicotianamine biosynthetic process
Molecular function (GO): nicotianamine synthase activity
Source: RefSeq, a predicted model, not a curated record
CCAUGCCACACCUACAUAUACCUCAUAGUGCCCGUUGCACAGCUCAUCAAGCAGCUCGAUCCACAACUGCCAUCUUCGAGCGCCUCAGAUCGAGUUCCGCGCAUCAGAUCAGCAGCAAGAGAACUUGUGAAAUGGAGCCCCAGAAGAAGCAGGUCGAUGCCCUUGUCCAGAAGAUCACGGUGCUGCACGCCGCCAUCGCCAAGCUGCCGUCGCUCAGCCCUUCCCCCGAAGUCGACGCGCUCUUCACGGAGCUCGUCACGGCUUGCGUUCCCGCGAGCCCCGUGGACGUGACCAAGCUGAGCCCCGAGGCGCAGAAGAUGCGGGAGGGCCUCAUCCGCCUCUGCUCCGAAGCCGAGGGGAAGCUGGAGGCGCACUACUCCGACAUGCUGGCCGCGUUCGACAACCCGCUCGACCACCUCGGCAUGUUCCCUUACUACAGCAACUACAUCAACCUGAGCAAGCUGGAGUACGAGCUCCUGGCCCGCUACGUGCCCAGCAGCGUCUCGCCCGCGCCGCCCCGCCGCGUGGCGUUCAUCGGGUCCGGCCCGCUGCCCUUUAGCUCGCUGGUCCUCGCCGCGCGCCACCUGCCGGGCACGAUGUUCGACAACUACGACCUGUGCGGCGCGGCCAACGACCGCGCCAGCAAGCUGGUCCGGGGCGACAAGGACGUCGGCGCCCGCAUGUCGUUCCACACGGCCGACGUGGCCGACCUCGCGGGAGAGCUCGCCGCGUACGACGUGGUCUUCCUGGCCGCGCUUGUGGGCAUGGCCGCCGAGGAGAAAGCUAACGUGGUCGCGCACCUCGGCGCGCACAUGGCGGACGGAGCGGCGCUCGUCGUACGCAGCGCCCACGGGGCGCGUGGGUUCCUGUACCCGAUCGUCGACCCGGAGGAUAUUGGGCGGGGUGGGUUUGAGGUGCUGGCCGUGUGCCACCCUGACGACGACGUGGUGAACUCCGUCAUCGUUGCACGCAAGUCCAAGGACGCGCGUGCCCGUGGGGCUCACGAUGGGGGGCGCGCAACCGCGCGCGGCUUGCCCGUGCCAAUUGUCAGCCCGCCGUGCAGGUUCGGGGAGAUGGUGGCGGACGUGAUCCAGAAGAGGGAAGAGUUUGCCACUACUGAAGUGGUCUUUUGAGUUUCGAUCCAUGCGAAGGGACGAGAAUAAACAUGCGUACGUGGUCAAAUGGCCAUCAUCGGCCGCUGCGCGAUCGUUUGCAAUUCGUGAUGUUUCUCCUGCUAUCGAUGUAUUUCUACUCAUGUGUUGUUUUGUAUCUUGUGAUGAUGUAAUAUGUAAGUCUAAUGUUUAUUGAUGUAAUCCCCCAUUCCAAAAUAUUCACUCCAAAAUACCGAUGUAAUGUCGGCCUGGUGCCUUUACA